GCAUUGAUUAGUACCGAAUUUAACCCGCGUGUCCUCUAAAACAUGGCAGACGAAAUCAAAACAUUAGAAGUAUGGUCUGGUGAAUGGGGUCUUCCCUCAUUUGAUCAUAAAUGUUUGGCAGUUCAGUCAUAUUGCAAGUUUUCAGGAAUACCUGUAAAAGUUACAGCAAGAAACAACCCAUUGAGGUCGCCUUCAGGGUCACUUCCAGUUUUCCGAAAUGGAGAUGCAGUGAAAUGUGGUGUUAUAAGCAUCUUUGAAUAUUUAAAAGAACAGAACUUUGGAAAUGAUGUGUCACUCUCUAGAAAGCUCCAGGCUGAUAACAAAGCAUUUCUCUAUUUUCUGGAAGAAAAAUUAAAACCUGCAUAUUUACACAGUUGGUGGGUAGAUGCCCAUGCUUUCACAGAAACCACACGGCCACUAUAUGCUAAAGCAUGUGGUUUUCCACUCAGUCUUUAUGUGACAAAGAAAAUGAUGACAUCUGCAUCAAAUGAAGUGUACACACCACUGCAGAAACAAGAUGUAACCGAAGAAGAUAUUGACAAACUGAUAUAUAAAGAAGCUAAAGAAUGCAUCAACCUACUGUCCUACAAACUCGGGGAGCAAGACUUCUUCUUUGGAGACUGUCCAACAUCACUCGAUGCUAUGGUAUUUGGGUAUAUUGCACCUCUAAUUAAAGGACCACUGACCAGUAACCAGCUGGUCAAACACAUCGAGAACUGCCCCAAUCUCUGUAACCAUACCAAUCGUAUAUUAUCCAGGUUCUUCCCACUCUCUCAAGAUGAUGUGGUCAAAAUGAGGAAGGAAGAACAAGAAAGAAGUGAAGCACUUAAAAGAGAUGCUUUGGACUUUCCGAACAAAACUCGCAAUAUGAUUUUAGCUGGAUUGUUUGCAGCAACAGCAAUGAUGGCUUAUGCAUAUUCAUCAGGAGUAGUUAGAAUACAGGAUAAUACCAAUGGGGAAGAUUAUGAAGGAGAAGAAGAGGAUGAGAAUUAGUGAUUAUCUGUGUGUUAAGACAUGUUUGUAUAGCAUGGUGAAAAUAGAUUGACACACCGCAGGUGAAACGUGACAAAGUUGUGAGUCGAUCAUGUCAUAAGAUGUCUAUGUCCAGUAAAUGUUUGUUUAGUCUGGUCUUCAUCCUUCUGACAUAUAGUUCCAAACCAAGAUAGAUUGUGAAUGCAAAACAGACAUGUAUUUCAAAAUUAAGUUUGAAGAUGUCAGAGCUAUAACUGGCAAAAUGUAUUGGUUUGGGGAUGAAAAAGUAGCUAAUACAUGUACUAAUACAGUAACUUUUAAAUUGGUGCAACUCUUGAAUGAAUCAUCUUUAAUAUUUGGUAAGUUACUUCCGAUUUUGAAGAUUUGUUGCAGAGGAAGUACAUGCGUUUUCAUAUUAUCUUGUGAAAACAGAAGAAUGCCUCUGAUUUGAGGUGUUUUCACUCUGCCAUCUAGCACACUGUACUUUUUAAGGAGGUGUAACACAUAUCGACGUUAAUGAAAACUAUGGGAUAUGUAGAGAAUUUAAGAUAUUGUAGUGUUGGAAAAUUAAAACUUUUGUCAUAUAUUGAAAAUUGCAAUUUUGGUGCAGCAUCAAUCAUUUGAAUUAAAUUUUAAAAAUCCCUUGCUGGAUUCUAAUGGAAGACCAACAGAUUCUCAGCCAUAACACCUUAAUCCAAGACAAGUGAAACAAACUCUAAAGUAUACUCAGCCAUAACACCUUAAUCCAAGACAAGUGAAACAAAUUCUAAAGAAUGUAUUUCUGAUUUAAUCUUUACAUCAAUGGUAAACAUCCAUCUUAAACAUUUUAUUCAUCCAUAACCACAAAUUUUGCUAUUCAGUAACAGUUUGUGAUCCCUCAUUCACUACAACCAGCUAUAACCAUUGUCCUUUUACACAAUUGAUUAUCUACCAAGUAAUUCCAUACACACCAAAGAGAGGUAGCGGGGGAACACUAUGCGAUACAACACAGUUCAAUGUGUGCAUUAUGUACUCUCUGUCAUGUGAUAUUCAUGUUACCUCCACGGUUAUGAAAUUAAACGAGCACGUCUGCAGUUGUGUUCAUUUGUCACAAGAUUUUUUUUUUCACAACAUGUGCAUAUAUAGGCAACGGUUCUCUUGUUCCAAAUGUUAUUACUAGUGAUCUCAUAAAUGCUUGAUAUUGUCUCGUGUGUGUAUCGUACAAAAUACAAGUUUAGUAAUAAUAGAUUACUAAUGUUCUGAUUCGUAUAAAAUUUACAAAAACUUGAAAAACUUGAUCACAACUGAACAAGUCUACAGAGGAGGGCAAAUAAAAUUUACAAGGAAUCUCCAGUUUUGUGAUAAUUUACAGUAAAACACACUUAUAAUGAAUUCAUGUAAUAUUUAUUCCACCAUGAUAGGAAAAUAACGAAACUUUUAUUGGCUAUAAUGAAGUUUGGUUAUAAUGAACUGUUUUUUUUACAGGCUUUGGAGGUUCACUAUAACUGUGUUUUACUGUAUAUGGAUUUCAUUGUAUUGCAUGUAUUUUAUUAGUGAUUAUUUAUGAAGCGGUGAAUCGUGAUACAGAUUAGAUAUGAUGUUCUUGGAACUUGGAAGUAAAUGUAUUUGUGUAUUAAGGGUCUAGUAAAAUAUUAAAUAAAAGACAAUGAAUAUUUA
Molecule: messenger RNA, 2628 nt
Organism: Ostrea edulis (European flat oyster)
Lineage: Eukaryota; Metazoa; Mollusca; Bivalvia; Ostreida; Ostreidae
Product: metaxin-1-like
Exons: 8
Coding region: 43-993 (316 amino acids)
Biological process (GO): mitochondrion organization
Cellular component (GO): SAM complex
Source: RefSeq, a predicted model, not a curated record